GGGUAGGAGGGCUGGGGGGCUUCUGGGGGGCCCUUCCUUGGCCCCCUGCCAUGGGUGACCGCCCUGCCCAGCCCUGCCGGCCCGUGCCGAGGGUCCACGCCUUUGGAAAGGGGGAGCAGGCACUGCGGAGGGACCCCCGCACCCCCCCUGCCAUGCAGGGCUGGCUGCACAAGCAGGACAGCUCGGGGCUGCGGCUCUGGAAGCGCCGCUGGUUCGUACUGGUGGAUCUCUGCCUCUACUACUACCGGGACAGCAGCGAGCAGCAAGUGCGGGGCGGCCUCCCCCUGCCCGGCUACGAGAUCCGCGUCCUGCCCGCCGCCCCCCGCGCCCCCCGCGCCCCCCAGUUCCUCUUCACGGCUGAACACGCCGGGAUGCGAACGUACUGCCUGGGGGCCGAGAGCGCCGAGGAGCUGCACGCCUGGGUCUGUGCCCUGCGCCGGGGGGCAUCGGCCCUGCCCGGCUCGGCCCUCUCGCUCUCCCAGCAGGCGCUGCAGGAACCCCGGGGUGCGGAUCCUCCCUCUGCCCCACUGCCCACGCACUCCCCGGGUGAGGGGCCCGUGCCCCCUCCUUGCUGCCCCCCAGUCCCUCCACUGCCCCACAGCGAGGUGCCCCAAGCCCAGGAGGAGCCCCCGGCGCGGGAAUGUCCCCCCAGGGCUGGGGACACGCCGGGGGGGCCGCGGGGACACCCCCAGCCCGAGCCCGCAGCGCGGAGUCCGAGGAAGCCCCGCCCUCCUGGAGCAGCUCCGCCGGAGCGAGACAUCGGGACCAGUCAGCCACCGGCCUCUCCAACCGCCUCUUCUGAUUGGCUGCCGAGCGCCGCCGGGCUUGAGGGCACCGCCCCCGCUCCGGCAUCCAAUGAGGCGUCGCGGCGGCGGCGGGAGGGGCGGGGACCCCUGAAACCCCCGCCCUGA
Onychostruthus taczanowskii (white-rumped snowfinch) is the source of this 911-nucleotide messenger RNA. RefSeq names its product pleckstrin homology domain-containing family A member 4-like. The transcript has 7 exons. The record is from RefSeq and is a predicted model, not a curated record. Lineage: Eukaryota; Metazoa; Chordata; Aves; Passeriformes; Passeridae. The coding region runs from base 51 to 911 and encodes 286 amino acids.